Molecule: messenger RNA, 1909 nt
Organism: Phytophthora nicotianae INRA-310
Lineage: Eukaryota; Oomycota; Peronosporomycetes; Peronosporales; Peronosporaceae
Exons: 1
Coding region: 400-1848 (482 amino acids)
Source: RefSeq, a predicted model, not a curated record
CCCUCCCAAACAGCAGAUCAUUGAUCUUUAUAUCAUUACUGUCCGUGAAGCGGCUUAGUGCUACACGGCCAAAUAUCACUUCAAGGUGGUCAAUGGCGUCAUGGUCUCCGAUGUUGGUGCCACGCGAAUGGUGCGACAGCUUCCGUCGUCGCUGUCUCGUAAUCACUCAAUCGAUUAGUCCCUGCGUGCCCAUGUGCGCAGCAGGUGCAAUGCGCGUUGACUUUGAUCUGCUGUUGCCAUUCCAACUCUCGGCACCACCGACACACUCGAUCCGUUCGUCAGCACCUGCUGUCCUGCUGUCCUGCUGUCCUGCUGUCCUGCUGUCCUGCUGUCCGACCCCUCUACCGUCACAGAGCUGUCCACCGCAGCACCGCACCGAUCACUUCUCAAGACGCCGCCAUGCCGCAUCAAUCCAGUCAACACGACAGCUUCGAAGCCCUGGACGACGAUUUGCUGGCAGCGCUGGACGACGUGCUGUCUUUCUCGGAGCAAACCUCAUUGGCCGAUGCUUUCGCCGCGACGGAUGGCACUACACUAGGCGACGAGAUCGAUGCCAUGCUAUCGAUCGAAAUCCCACCACUACUAACGCCGAAAGAGCAGACACAAGCCGUCAGAAACCCAGCGACAGACAAACCCGUAAAGCCUGCAGGUCUCAAUCGAUCCGGUAGCGGUCGAAACCAGCAGACACCGUCAGUUCUCGGCAAGAAAGGCAAGGACGUCCGUACGACUCCGUACUCUAAGGCGACCAAGACUCGUCGUCGCAAGCGUCCGAAAGACGAACUCGACUACUUGCGCGCCAAAGUGACGGACAUGGAGGAGGAGCUGGCUGCGUUGAAGAAACCGGAAGUCGGGUCUCCCGCCGCCGUCAGCGCCGACGUCAUUUUCAACGGAGACUCCAGCGUCAGUGCUGAGUCUUCGCAAGACGUCUUGCUGUGCUGGAAGAAGAUAGCCGAGCGACAGAAAAAGGAGGCAGACCGCUCAGUUGUGGAGAAUUUGAGGCUUCGCGCGAUGUUGGAAGGACAACUCAAGGUCGCCAAGAGUCUAGAGGCCGCUAUCGACCAGCACCAACGAGAGGCGGCGCAGUCUCUUCCUACUUUCGGCAGUGACAACGGAGGUGUGCCUACUGUUAUGUCUGACGAGUUAAUCUUCGCGCAUCUAAACGAGAGUCUCGAAGCUCAGUACGCUGAGUUAGACACCGUCUUCGAGCUCAGUGGCAUCGCUCAUGUUAAUUAUGACAUGAACAACGGCACCAAGGCGCAUCACGACGCUAGUGGCGUCUCUAUCAGACACGAAGAAGUUCGUUUGCUACCAUUCUCAAUGGAAGCCGUACAUCGAGCGAUGUGGGGUAUUCUCCGGUACAGCACAGCCAAGGACAUGAUGCUGGGUCCUUUCCAGACUCAAGUAGUUGACGACAACCGUAUGAACGUCACUAUGAUCGAGAAGAUUCAGUUAGGCAAGACACAAGCGGAUAUCGUACGAAGAUUCGCGUUUCGCCGUGUGUUCGAAAAGAACCGUACUGUGGUGGUCUGGAGUUCCUACGUCGAGAUGGACGGCUCCGUCUUCGUGCGUCUAAGAGAGAAGGGCUACUGUACGAGUUCUUCGUUCAAUUUCGGAGCUGGAGUGCCCGGUUCAGUGACCCGAAUGGCAGUAUUAGCCAGCCCGGAAAUGACUGCGUUCGUGUCUCCUGAAGAACAGAAAGCUCACAUUGGCGAGAUGACGGAGCUAGUGGUCGGAACGUACCGUGUCAGUAUGGGAUUGAUGCACCAGAUAAUCGACACACUUCUACUGCGAGAAGCCAUGGGCGGAAAGAUCGAAGCAGUCGAAAGCCCAGUAGCCGCAGUAAGCUAAGCCAAACUCGCUGUAACUAUCAAAAUACAUAACUCCACCUAUUGUUUCGAUGCAUUAGCUG